Messenger RNA from Pseudozyma flocculosa PF-1, 654 nucleotides. RefSeq lists its product as uncharacterized. Lineage: Eukaryota; Fungi; Basidiomycota; Ustilaginomycetes; Ustilaginales; Ustilaginaceae. The coding region runs from base 1 to 654 and encodes 217 amino acids. The record is from RefSeq and is a predicted model, not a curated record. The transcript is spliced from 5 exons.
AUGCAGACCAAAACAUAUGCCGUGGCGCUGGCAGUGCUGCUGCUGGCCACGGUGCUCGAGGCGUGGUCCAUCUGGACGCCCACCUGGAUCCGAGCAUCGACGCCCGCCUCGUCGCCCAUCCACUAUUCCGCCAGGUACGGCCUGACGCAGCGCUGCGAGAGGGCCUACCUCGACCUACCCUCGUCGUCCGGCCUCUCCGGGUCGCAUGCGCAGGCACACGAUCAAGGCUGGAAGUGCCGCUCGUUUCCGCUGAGCGAUCGCGACUGCAGCCAAGACAGGAACUUUUGCGCCGCCUGGAGAGGGGCGAGCUAUGCGGCCCAGAUGUCGUUUGCCUUUCUCGUCGUCUCGCUCCUCGGUCUCCUCCUCAUCCUCCUGCUCAACGGCAGGCAGAGGAAGCGAGACGGCUGGAGGAUCAUCUCGGGCUGCUCGGCCCUCGCCCUUACGCUGCAGGCAAUUGCCGUUGGCGUGAUCGCGAACCUCUUUAACAAUGACGAGCGCUUCUAUGCCGGCUCCAAGCUCGGCUCAGCCUUCGUGGUGGCCAUCUCCUCGCUCUCCCUCGUAACGCUCACCGCAGUCGGACUCGUCGCUGGCGGUAUCAGGAGCGGACAGAGCGACCAUGGACCGCAGGGAGACGGGUACCGCUCCAUCGACUGA